UAAUGAUGAUAAAGUUCCAACAAUGCAGAUUUCCUGAACUUGUAUGGAUGUGUAACUAAUUAGCAUUUACAAAAUUAUACAUAGAUAAAAGGAUACCUGCCAAAAACCUUUAGUUCAGUUUGAUCAAAAUUUGUGGGAUUGUUCCUAACAAAAAAGAGGAAUACUAAGGGUAUAAGCGGACGCAGUCAUACUUUUACAAAUCAAAGGCUUUAAUGCAGUUAUGAUCCAGUCUUUUAAAACAUGCAUCAUGUAUAUAUGCAGAAUGACCAAAUUUGGUUAAAGGGGCCGUGCCAGCUAAAGUUUGAAAAGAAAUCACACAAAAAUGAAAUAUCACAUUUGAUAUAAAGCACCUAUAAUCUCCCCAAAUCCUAAUAUAUUAUUGGUGUUCUCGAUAUAUCAACAAAUACUAAACCGUCUCCUGGGUCAUGACAUUUUCCGGGACUUUCGUAACUCACUUAUCAAUAACAAAUUUGCACCCAUUACAUAUACUCUCAUCUACUUUACCAUUACUUACUUCAUAUUUUGUUCUCAUUUUGCGAGAUUGCUCUGUUUAAUGCUAUCGACUCUGCUCCAAAAUUUAAACUUUGGAGGAAGUCAAACGAAAGGAUCACCUGACAGUUCCAGAAUACAUUGCGGACAUUAUGAUUAUCGCGUUGUCAAGCUAGGAAAGUCCUUUCUCAAUGUACUUUACUGACAUGUAUUAGCGCAUUUCUUUAUGACAAAUAAGCGUUCAUGGAGUAAUAUAAGGAAAAUAUUACCUGUCAAUUUUAAAUUUUAAAAUAGUCUGACUUGCUUCAUUUAAGAUCGGACCGGAAAAGUGGUUGCAACGAAAAGUGUUGAAGAUUGAAGGUUGGACAGAAACAGUCCCCUCUCCUGUGAUAUAAGCUGUACAUUAUGUAGUGAAAUUCGCUUUAAGCCUGACAACAAUAAAGUUUAUUUUCACAUGAACAUAUACACGGGUACUAAACAGUGCCUGUGGUACCGCCUGUGCCGACGAGGAAUGAAGGCACUUCGCUUCCGGUACCGCAGGUACUUCGCCAAUGUUUACUAAACAAGCGAGAUCGAUUUUAAAGAAAAGCAUGAAGGAAACAGAAGGAAAUAGCCGCUGUAAUAGGAUCUUCAGAAAGAUACAAGCCAAUAGUAUCAAAGAAGACGACCUAGGAAAAGCCAAAUCCUUUCGAAUAUGUAGUUUACGACGGCCUCACAUGCGCGCCUUUCAUACGUCUUGGUUCUGCUUCUUUAUUGCUUUUACAGCAUGGUUUGGCAUUCAGCCACUUCUACCAACGAUAAGGAAGGAACUUGGUCUCUCUAAAAAAGAAGUUGCACGAUCCGGUAUUGCAAGUAUUUCGGCAACACUGGCUGUUCGUAUCUUUGUUGGUCCAUUGUGUGACAAAUUUGGUCCAAGACGAGUGAUGUCUGGUUUGCUGAUAGUAGGUGCCAUCCCUCUAGCGUUUUCUGGUUUAAUAAAAAAUGGAACAGGUCUAAUCAUAGUACGACUUUGUGUUGGUAUACUUGGAGGCUCGUUUAUACCUUGCCAAUUCUGGACAUCUGCUACGUUCAAUGUGAAGAUCGUUGGUUCCGCCAAUGCCUUUGUUGGAGGCUGGGGUAAUCUUGGAGGAGGGUUCACGUUCAUUAUUAUGCCUGCCCUUUUUAGAAAUGGUCAAGAUAUGCGGGGCGGAUGAAUUCCUUCCUUGGACAAUUGCUCUCGUCAUCCCAGCCGUUAUUCUCAUUGGAUUUGGCAUUCUUAUUCUUUGGACCUCGGAUGAUUGUCCACAAGGUAAAUGGUCGCUUAGGAAGCUUCCCGGAAUGGACAUCUUUGUUGCAGCAAAACCAGUUUAUGAAGAGGUUUCUUGUGUAGAUGAUGACAACGUUCAAUAUGCAGUUAAAACUAAACAGCAAGGGAUUGAUAACACAGACCUUGAACUGAAUGAAAAGCACACAGAACAUGGUUGUGGAAAGCAUUGGAUCUGGGACAAGAUCUGCUUGAUUGUAACGGUGGCAGUUCUUGCCAUCCAAUACGGUCUCUGCUUUGGUGUUGAAAUAGCCGUGAACACAUUUAUGAACUUGUACUUCAUGUAUAAAUUUGAAAAGGAAGAUUGUGAAGAAGGUUCACAUGACGUUAUGCAAACCAAUAACACCACUAACCUGACAACCGCCACAGUCUUUGCACCAUCAGAUGAUCCAAAUACAUGCAGUAUUUUAUCACAGAACUCUGCAAGUCUAAUUGCUUCCCUCUUUGGUUUGAUGAAUUUGUUUGCAAGAGCUCUGGGCGGAAUAUUUUCCGAUUUGUUGAGGAAAUACUUACAAAUCCCUGGUCGGCUACUGGCGCAAAUAAUAUGUAUGACUGCAGAAGGUGUAAGGCUGAUUGUAUUUAGCCGAAUGGAGACAAUACCUACAGCAAUUAUCUAG
Mercenaria mercenaria is the source of this 2409-nucleotide messenger RNA. RefSeq lists its product as uncharacterized. The coding region runs from base 1585 to 2409 and encodes 274 amino acids. The transcript has 4 exons. Lineage: Eukaryota; Metazoa; Mollusca; Bivalvia; Venerida; Veneridae. The record is from RefSeq and is a predicted model, not a curated record. Gene Ontology annotation, molecular function: nitrate transmembrane transporter activity.